AAAUUGAAAACAUAAUUGAUGAAUAUCUGAAUACUACUAUUCUAAAUUCAUUACUACCUAAGUUAAUUGAUGAAAUUGUCAUUGUUGAUACUCUUUUUCCUAAUGCUAUAGCACAAAAACAAGCUGCAAAUGCUAUAAAUGAAGCCAACAAAAAACUUGCUAAAUCAGCAAAAUCUCACUACCAUUCAGCAAAUAUCAGCGUUUCUUCUGUUAUACGAAAUGAGAAAAAAGAUCAUCCAGAUACACAUUAUUGUUUUGCAUCUGUGAAAAAGGCAAAGCAAUUUGCAAUGAGAUUCUCUACUCACUCUAGUCUUAAAGAACCUGUUAUGUUGCUAGACCAUGAUUUUUCAAUUGCCAUACAUUAUAAACUAAUUCUGUCAAUUUAUAUGCUUAUGAAUUCAAAGAAUAAUAACAAUACUCUAUAUAAUAGGCAACUUGCAAUCUUUAUUCAUUCUCAAUACCAUGGUAAUACAAGCUCAGCUUCGCAUAUGAAAGAUUUAAAAUCAUUAACUCAGAAUAAUCGCCUCAAUGAAAUAUUAAAACUUGAGAAUACUAUCAAACCAAUCUGA
Cetraspora pellucida is the source of this 569-nucleotide messenger RNA. Lineage: Eukaryota; Fungi; Glomeromycota; Glomeromycetes; Diversisporales; Gigasporaceae. The record is from the annotation of a GenBank genome assembly.